This is a messenger RNA of Andrographis paniculata, 1142 nucleotides long. RefSeq lists its product as uncharacterized. NCBI's taxonomy places the organism in Eukaryota, Viridiplantae, Streptophyta, Magnoliopsida, Lamiales, Acanthaceae. The transcript has a single exon. Bases 87 to 1058 code for a protein of 323 amino acids. The record is from RefSeq and is a predicted model, not a curated record.
ACAAUGAUGACAUGCACCAGUCUCCUCUACUCUACUAAACCACCAAAUCUUCUUCUACAUCUUCCCACGCCAUUAACAAAUAAACAAUGCUCACCUUCCUCUUCCUUCUUUACCACUUUGGAUGCUUCGCUUUCUCCUCCGCCCACCGCCGCCGCCGCCUCUUCAAGAAAAAACCUCCGCCGCCGCCGCGAAAAUCCUUCUUUUCUUUAAUUAAAAACAUCUUCUCCUCCGACGCCGCCGACCGAGCCCACAUUUCCCAACCAAUCCACUCCAUCCCCUCGCCGUCGUCCUCCACCAGAUCCCUCCGCCUGAACCCUCUCGCCGGAACCGACGACGCCGAUCAGGUCGCCAUUUUUUCCGGCAACCUCAACCUCCACCCGUGCCCAUUCUGCGGCGAGAUUUUCCCGACCCCGACCCUCCUCGACCACCACCAGUCGGCCAAGCACGCCGUCGCCGAGCUCGCCGACGGCGAGAACAUCGUCCGGAUAAUUUUCCGGACGGGAUGGCCGGAGAAGGCAAAGAUUCCGACUAUCCACCGGAUUCUUAAAGUCCACAACAGCCCCCAAACCGUCGCCCGUUUCGAGGAGUACCGUGAAUCCGUCAAGCUCCGGGCGGCGGCGGCGGCCGCGAACCUGAAGAUUCUCCGGGACCAGCGCAGCAUCGCCGACGGGAACGAAUUGCUCCGAUUCUGCUGCACCACCGUCGUCUGCAGCCUCGACUCCGGCGUCUGCCGCCACCAGUACUGCAGCGCGUGCGGGAUCAUCCGCGCCGGAUUUUCCGGCAAGAUGGACGCCGACGGGAUCGCGACGCUGCCGACGAGCUGGACGGCGCAUGCCGCCGUGCCGGAGGAUCUCGAGGAGGAGUUCAGCUUCAUGAAGAUAAAACGGGCCCUGCUCGUUUGCCGGGUCAUCGCCGGCCGGGUCGGAUGCUACCCCGGCGCGGCGGAGUUUGAUUCCUUGGAGGGCCGACGCGGCGGCGCCGCCUCCGGCGACGGCGAGCUCUUGGUGUUCAAUCCGAGGGCUGUUCUGCCUUGCUUCGUGAUCGUGUACACCGUCUGAUAUAUUAAUUUAUUUAAAUAAAUAUAUAUAUAUAUAUAUAUAUUAUGAUUAUUUAUGUUCUCUUUUGGGAAAAAUACAACUUCG